Macrosiphum euphorbiae (potato aphid) is the source of this 516-nucleotide messenger RNA. NCBI's taxonomy places the organism in Eukaryota, Metazoa, Arthropoda, Insecta, Hemiptera, Aphididae. The record is from the annotation of a GenBank genome assembly.
AUGAAGGAACUUAAAUUAUUUUUGAGGAAAAGCGAAAAACCUCUUCAACAAGUUAUAAACCGUUAUUAUGAAAAAUAUAAUUCUAAACAAGGAAAUGAUAAUUAUAUAGAGGUCCCAUUUGAUCAACCAAUAUUAAGAAAUGAACAUACAAACGGUCCAUUAAUUAAAAACAUAUCUGGGUCUCAAUAUUAUACAUUUUUAUUUAAAAGCAUAUCAUUAAGUUUAAAAAAAGAAAAAGACAGUUAUUUUCUUACUACAAAUAAUGAAAUUGUAAAAUGUCUAAAUAUUGUACAAAAUGACAUAGGACAUGUAUUACUAAUUGGAAAAUAUUUUAAAGAGUUAAAUCCAUUAUUUGACAAUCCUAUAAAUUCCUCAAUAUUAGACAUAUUUGAAAUAAAUAACAUAUCUAAAAGAAUGAAGUAUUGGUCAGUAUCUCAAAUAAAAAAAAAAAUGAUGGUAUUCCUACAAAAUACAAAAUUGAUUGCUAUUCCCAUCAUACACACUGAUCAGAAUUAA